UCCUCCCUACAAUAUGGAGGUAUCUCCAGAUUUUGGAGGCACCUCCAUACUUCCUGGGUCUGGGCUUGUCUGCGUUCAGUCUGAGUGGGCUGCUGACGGGCCCACUGUUCGGCCUCUGGUCCGACCGGACCCGAACUACAAAGACCAUCAUCCUAUACUCCAACGUUUUUGAGAUUGUUGGUAGCUUCAUGUAUUUUAUGGGAUACUCAAAAUGGCUGCUGUUGUGCAGUCGACUUGUAGCAGGUAUUGGUGCAGGAGCAGGCUCCUCCAUCUUUGGCUUCCUCACACGGAGCACCCGGCCAGAGGAACGCGCUGGUGUUUUCGCUGCCAUCAUGGCAUGUCGCCAAGCUGGCCUCCUGAUUGGGCCAGCAUUCAAUUUGUUCCUGAGACUGUGCGACUUCCAGCUGGGGCCAUUUGUGGUGAACAACUACACCUCUCCUGGGAUCUUCAUGUGUCUUAUGUGGAUCCUGCUCCAGUUUGUGGUGCUGGCCCUGUACUGGGACAUACCACCUAUCAGCUCCGAAGAGGGGGGUAUCGCUGUGGGAGAGAUCGAAGAGGAGGAGCCGCUGGUAAGGGCAGAGGAGACACUGGAGACCUACGGCACUGUCUGGGACGACCAGAUAGAGACAACCCUUUCCUCAGAGAUACAUUUCCAGGACCCUUCACAGUGCCCUCCCUCGCCGCCUUCCUCUACCUCUUCCUCGUCCCCUCCUUCGCCUAUCUCAAACCCCCUCACCAUUUUCAGUGCUAGUCAAGAGUUUCUGAGGGAGGAGGUGGUGGUGCUCCUCACUGCACAGUUCAUCACCCUCUUCAACCAGACAGCACUGGAGACCAUGGUGACACCUCUGACCCAGCGCUCCUUUGGCUUCGGAGAGCUUGCCAACAGCCUGAUGUACAGCCUGUGUGGCGUUGAGGUGAUCCUGGGCUUCUUCUUGGUGCGUGGGCUGAGUCGCCAGGUGGAGGACCGUGUGGUGCUGGCCGUGGGGCUGGUCAUCUGCAGUGUUGCCUGCGUCUGGUGCCUCAUCUUCCUGGCCAACCCCCAGGGCGGGUACUCCUGGGAGUUGGCAACGUUCAUCAUCGGAGUGUUCCUGCAGCUGCUCGGGCUUCCCUUCGUGGCCGUGUCCCAGGUGUCCCUCUUCUCCAAAGUCACUGCAGAGAAAACGCAAGGGUUCAGUCAAGGCGUGAGGCGCUCUGUUGGGGGGCUGGCUACUAUCCUGGGGCCUCUCUGGGCUGGAGGACUGACCGGUAACUUGUACCUGAUGCUUGGAGUGAUGCUGGCUCUUCUCCUCAUGAUCACAGUGAUGCUGAUACUAUCCUAUGAUCGCCUAGUCGAACCCAAAGUAGUGCAGCACGCCCAGAGCUCAGACAACGGAGAAUAGACAAGAGUCAUGUUCAGUAGGAGAAAAUGUUUUGAAAUGGGGAGGCAUGACCUGAACUUGUCCAAUAAGAGCACAGCUUCCCGUUGCAACGCAUAUUGCAAGAGGUAUGCACUACUGAACACGUCCCUGCUGUCAACUUGAAUGACAACUGAAGCCCUAAUAAAGGUCAAAGGUGAGGUGAUACAUAUAGUAUGUCUCCCAACUACUAUGAGAAGGUCAAUGAAUGCACAUUACAAUAAUUUUUUUAAAUUUUAUUUAACCAGGCAUGUCAGUUAAGAACAAAUUCUUAUUUUCAAUGACGGCCUGGGAACAGUGGGUUAACUGCCUGUUCAGGGGCAGAACGACAGAUUUGUACCUUGUCAGCUCGGGGGUUUGAACUAGCAACCUUCCGGUUACUAGUCCAACGCUCUAACCACUAGGCUACGCUGGUGUGUGUCUAAACUCUGCAAUGCAGAAGAGAUCCAACCAAUGACCUAUAGGCUUAUCCAACCCACUUUAAAGCUCUGUGGAGUCUAUUUUACGUUUUUAUUUGGAUAGUCCAGUCAUACUAUCAACAAAGUAUCUGUUGAUGAGCAACUUUUUUAAUGUUUUUAUUUCACCUUUAUUUAACCAGGUAGGCUACUGUGACCU
This is a messenger RNA of Oncorhynchus gorbuscha (pink salmon), 2009 nucleotides long. RefSeq names its product major facilitator superfamily domain containing 8-like 2 (gene mfsd8l2). Bases 189 to 1379 code for a protein of 396 amino acids. Gene Ontology annotation, molecular function: transmembrane transporter activity. Gene Ontology annotation, biological process: transmembrane transport. The record is from RefSeq and is a predicted model, not a curated record. The transcript has 10 exons. NCBI's taxonomy places the organism in Eukaryota, Metazoa, Chordata, Actinopteri, Salmoniformes, Salmonidae.